AUGGCUGACUUGCUCGUCCCGGCGUCCUCGUCGCCUGCAGCACACUUCAAGACCCUGCUGCAUUCGUCCACGCCUCAAAGUGGUGGCACGCAGACGAAAUCGUUGCGGUCCUCCAAAUCCACACCGAUCCUCCGCGACGGUUAUCAGGGAGCCAUUCUUCGAACCGUCGAGGGCGUCAACAACCUGCUGCUGUCGUGGAAAGAUGGCUUGUCUCCGAAAGAGCGGGAGGAACGACGGGUGCGCGAGCAAAGGCGCCAAAUUCUGUGCGAGCGCAUGAAAAACGCCGACACUCUGGAGCAUUGGGACGCGGCCGCCAGGGAGCUGGACGAGCUGGAAGGCAACGAUCUGUGGAAGCUGGCCGAUGCGACCCCCAGCGAGAGCUACAACCCAGGGCUGAUCGCCGACCGUUUAGCACAGCUGGAGGACGCUCGCACCAGCAGCGACAUUCACCGGAUGAUGCAUCUUGUGCGAACAGCGCUGUCUCGAGACCUCGGCGGCAUGGACGACGUGGACCUCUAUCGGCAUUCGUACGUGGGUACUAAAAGACUUAUUGAACGGUACGUCGAGUCGGCGUUGGCGACAAUCGACACAAUCGUCACGCAGAGCACCUACGACAAGUCAUUGGAGCUUCGAGGCCUCCUCGAGGGUAUGCUUUUCGCGAGGCAGAGCUUUGGACGCAGCGCGCUGCUGCUGUCGGGGGGCGGCACCUUUGGCAUGGCCCACGUUGGCGUGCUCAAGUCACUCUUUGAAGCCAAAUUACUGCCUCGAAUCAUAUCAGGCGCCAGUGCCGGCAGCAUCGUCUGCGCAGUUACCUGCACUCGUACUGACGAGGAGCUGCCUGACUUGAUGCGCGAGUUUCCCUAUGGCGACCUGGCAGUGUUUGAGGAUCAGGACAACAGAGACGGCAUCCUGGGCCACCUUCGCCGACUCUUGACCGAGGGCAGCUGGUCCGACAUCAAGCAUCUCACCCGAGUGAUGCGAGAGUUGACGGGCGAUAUCACCUUUCAAGAAGCCUACAAUCGCACACGUCGGAUUCUCAACAUUUGUGUCUCGACCACCUCCAUCUACGAGCUGCCCCGGCUGCUCAACUACAUCACUGCGCCAAACGUGAUGAUCUGGUCAGCCGUGGCGGCAUCGUGCUCGGUACCACUCAUGUUCAACGCAUCACCACUCCUCGUCAAAGACCCCGCCACUGGCAAGCACUCCCCUUGGAACCCCUCGCCCCAACGGUGGAUUGACGGUUCCGUCGACAAUGACCUGCCCAUGACGCGGUUGGCCGAGAUGUUCAACGUGAAUCAUUUCAUCGUCUCGCAGGUCAACCCUCACGUCGUACCGUUUCUCUCAAAGGACGACUACCUCUCGCCAGAGAGCCGCCACCGCUCCAAAGCCGGCGCGCGAGACGACAUGGACUGGAUGUACACCCUGACCACCCUCGCCAAGGAAGAGGCUCUGCAUCGGUUGCAAUUCCUCGCCGAGCUAGGCAUCUGGCCGAACCUGGUCACCAAGUUCUGGGGCAUCCUGAGCCAGCGAUACUCAGGCGACAUCACCAUCCUGCCAGAGAUGAGCCUGCAGGAUCUCCCCAACCUGCUCACCAACCCCACGUCCGAUUUCAUGCUACGCUUGUGCCACGCUGGCGAGCGUGCGACGUGGCCCAAGCUAAGUCGCAUCCGGGACCGCUGCUCGAUCGAGAUGGCUCUCGAUCAGGCUGUACACCGUCUGCGGGCCCGUGUCGUGUUCUCCGAGGGCGGGCAGGAUCUGCAAUCGCAGCAUCAGAGCUUUGGCAACCUCCUGCGUCGUCACAGCGGUAACAAGGCAAACACGCGGAGCCGUCGCCAGUCAGGCGGAAGUCUCCUGUCCGUGGCAAACCGUCGCGCCCUGCUGGAAGAUGGUGCCCACGCGGACGAAGACAGCACGCGAGAGCCGUCCGCCGAUUCGCAUCACCCAACACUGAGACGUGCCAGUAAGAGCCACGUCCAAGUGAAUCAGUACAAGCGGCCGAGCACAGCGGAGCGAACCCAAUCAUUCACGUCAUCGGUCCAUGCGCCCAAAGGUCCCCUCAAAGGAAUGGGGGCAUUGAAUGGGACGUCCCCAAGGCCGGAGGCCAGUGUCGCGUUCCUCACCUCGACGGAGGAUGUCGACACCAGUGAACCAGGGCCUUCAAGUGACCUGGACAUUGGCGAACCCUCGACGGACGAAACCGAUCUGGAGCAUUGGCCGUCCACGGACCCGUAUGGACAUUUGACGAUGAAAUGUUGA
Molecule: messenger RNA, 2256 nt
Organism: Emericellopsis atlantica
Lineage: Eukaryota; Fungi; Ascomycota; Sordariomycetes; Hypocreales; Bionectriaceae
Product: acyl transferase/acyl hydrolase/lysophospholipase
Exons: 1
Coding region: 1-2256 (751 amino acids)
Biological process (GO): lipid metabolic process
Molecular function (GO): triacylglycerol lipase activity
Source: RefSeq, a predicted model, not a curated record